AAAAAUCUCGUCCAAUCCACGCGUUCGUCUGGUAUUGUAAUGCCCCCCUUCUCCUCUUUGCCCAUUGGGAUCGGUCGUGGUGCUGAUGGUUGCUUACACAAAACGGCAAUAUGGCUUCCGCCAUCGUGAGCAAGUGAUAGUUGUAAAUGUGUCAAUUUUUCCAAUAAUAAAUAAAUAAUAAUAAUUUAUUUAUAAUCAUUUUAAUUUAAUUAACAAAGUUUAAAUUUAUUUUCAUUUAUAUACUUUAUUAUAUGACAUUUUUAUUGAUAAAAAUUAUAAUUAAAUUUAUAAAAAAUAUUUAAUAAUGUUUAUUAUUAUGGGCCUAAAUAGCAUCAUAAAAUCACGGUUAAUGCAAGUGUGUAUGAUUUGUAUAUAUUGAUACAAAAUCUGUGUGACUUUUUGUGUGUGUUUAUGUGUGUGUUUAAAAAGUACAUUGCUUUAAUAAUUUAUUGACUAAAAUAGACAAUUAAAUUUGUGUUUUUAUUUUUGUGAAAAAAGAGUAAUAACAAUUUAUUUAUAAAAUAAAAAACACUGGUGCAAGUGAGACAAAAUGUAAAAAAAAAAUAAUAAACUUUGGGGACUCAUGGUGGCAAGUCUUGUCGAUUGGUCGAGAGAGCGCUUCGUACACAAACCAAACCUAGUUGGGCCCAACCUCGUGCCAAUAGUUUAUGUUUGUUUGUUUAUUUGUUUAUCGUUAAUAUUAUUAUUAAUUUGUUGUUCAAGUAUUUUAUCGUGAAAUACAAGUACUAUUAUUAUUAUAUUUAUAUUGUAAAUGAUAUCAUUAAAAGAUUAAACAAAUGUAAAAGCAAUCAAACAAGUAUCGUGUGUCAAAUGAUUAACAUGCAAAAUAUAUUUGUUUAUAUUAUUUUUUAAAUUUUACAUGAAGAAAAAAGAGUUGAUUUAUGAACAAUAUAAUUAAAUGGUAUGUUAUUUAAACAAUAUAAUAUAUAAAUUAUGAAAAAUUUAAAAAACCAACCUAGAAAAAAUAGGUUAAUGUAUUGUUAAUUUUAAAUAGACUAAACGAACAAAAAGAAAAAAAAAAUAUAGACGCAAAAGUUUAUGAUUUUAAGACGUAUAUUUGUUGAAUUAAUAAUUUUUAUUUGGUUAAUUUUUUUUGUCAAGAAUAAGAUAAGAGAAAACAAAAAAACCAGUGAAUUGAUAAAUGAAAAUUUAUGGAAAAUUGUAUUAUUCAUUGACCGUUUGGUUUGCAUGAAUAUACAUUAAAUAGACUGAGAAUUUAAAAAAAAAAAUAAUAGCUUAUUUUAUUUGCAAGUAGUGUAUAUUCACAUGAGUUAUUUUAUUAUUACAACAAGUGAAGUUUAAAUAACAACAAUAACAAAAAAAAAAAUAGAAUCGAAAAAAAAAGGAUAAAGAUAGAGACAUUGCGAAUAAAUAUAUUUGUUAAAAAAUAUAAAAUAUAUAUGUAUUAAAUUAUAUACAUAGCCUUUUUCUGCCUUUAUUUUCUUGGCUGCGAAUAUUGGUAGAUAGAAAGACAUAGUGAUCACACACAGCUGCGCGCGUUUUACUUUUCAACAGUGUGUGAGAAAAUAGUUGUAGAGUGAGUACGUCAGUAAAUGAGUGAGUGAACAAUAUUACCAGAGCAUUGCCCCUCUGUAUUUCCCUUCUCUUAUUCAAGUUUGUUGCUUCAAAAAAAAAAACAUUUAUAAAUCAUACCUUGGCUAUGAUUAUUUAGCCAUAUUGCAAUUUUGGAGUAAAAAAAAAAAAACAUUGGAGUAAGAAAAAAAAAAAAAAAGAAAUCAUAAUAAAAUAAUUUUAUUGCACAAUAUUAACAUUGACAAUAAUAACAUAAUUGUUGCGGUGUUGAAAAAAAAAAAUAAAGUCCAAUAGCGUAUUUGAUGCCAUGAGAGCAGACGAGGUGACAGUCAACACGUGACACAAACAGAAAAAUAACAACGACAUUUAAAGCACCAUGAAGAAACCACGUGUUGACCGGGACCGGCUUCGAGAGCGUGAGCGUCAGGCACGCGCGGCGAUGUCGGUCCAGGCUGAGACGGUAGCGGGUGUUUUACCAGAUAUGGAUCGACAUGGUCACAAUAAUCAUGCCCAUCAUCAUGUUAAUUCACAUCCGUCCGCUGCCUCAUCACUCUUCGAUGCUCCAAUCAGAGUUAAUCCAGAUGCCCAAGAUCGAACAGCACAACAAGUACAUGCAAAACUUGGAAAUUAUUCAUUAGUUAAACAUUUACUUGAAGAUGAGCCAAAAAGAUUAUUUGGUAUUGAGGGUGUACCAGCAAGUCCUGCACCAUCAACAUCAUCAUCAUCGUCAUCAUCAACAACGCGACUCACUGCCAGCACAAAUAAUUCACGUAUAUCAUCAUCAUCCUCAUCAUCAUCACAAGAAUUUAAAAAACCAGGAUGUAAUGGACCAAGAACAAGUACAUUAUCAUCAAAUGCCUCAAGUCAUACAUCACAACGUGGUGGUUUUAUUAAACCAGCUGAUGGUAAACCACCCUAUGGUGGACGUGGUGGAUAUCCUGGACAACCAGUUAAACAUGGUGGUAAUAGUAAUGAUCACAGAAGUCAUGGUAUUUUACCAGCGAAAGGACCACCAUCAUCAUCCUCAUCAUCCUCAACAACAUCAUCAUCAACAACAACAACAUCAUCAUCAUCAAUAAUAUCUGGUAAUAAAGGAGGUAGUAGUUUAAGUGGAAAUAAUAAUAAUGGCCCAGCCUCUUCCGGUAGCUGUCCUCCUUCAACAACAAAUAUUCAAAAUUCGAGUAGAAGACUUAUUCGCAUACCACUUGAACCCAUUAAUCCUGCUGAAAUUACUGACGUUGAUGUCAUUCUCAAGGAAAUGACAUCGAUUGUAACGCCUAUUACGGCCAUUGCUCAAACACCAAGAACAGAACCAGAGUCAAAAUUCAUAUUUAAUGAUGAUUUAGCAAAGCUUGAGGUACCAGCACCAAUUGAACCCAUCAAAUCAUCACAAAGAGAACGAAAUGGGACCACCCGGCUUUCAACUGAUUUGGCACAUGACCUGAGUCUCUCAGAAGACAGUGACGAUGAAAUUGCUAAAAGCACAACGACGACAGCAUUAACGACAACGACAGCCUCGACAAAUUCCAGACUAAUGAAAAAUAGAAGUCCAGACUUGUCUGUCGAUUUAAAUACACCGUUGAUACCUGCCAUGACACCAGCACCACCCCCAUUGGCACCAAUGUCACCAAUGGGAAUGUCACCUCUGGGUCCAAUGACAUCCCCUAGAGCUUUAAGUCCUCCAAAAAAAUCUUCCACUGAAUUAACACUUUUAUCACCAUUAAGACCAAGUCCAGUACAUAAAAUUUUAUCACCAAAUCCAGUUAUUAAUAAACAAACACGACCACCAAGUCCACCUGGUAAAGCACCAACAAGUUCUGGAAGUGCAAGUUCAAGUUCUGAUUCUGGUUCUGAUUCUGGUACAGAUAGUAGUGAUGAUUCAGAAGAUGAUAAUCAACAAAUAACAAUAAAAGGACCAACAACACCACCAUCAUUAUCACCAAAAGUACCAAUUGAAGAACCACCACCAGCUGAAGAAUCAAAACCACGUUGGAAUUUAAGUAGUUUUUUUAAUAAAAAUUCAGUACAAAAUGAACAAUCAAGCGAAAUUAAAACAACACAAAAUAAUAGUACUAAUAAUAUAAAUAAUAAUAUAAAUAAUAAUAUAAAUAAUAUAAAUAAUAAUAUUAAUAAUAUUAAUAAUCGUGGUAGUUCAACUAGUGAUGUAUCUUUAAAUAAUAAUACAAGAACUAAAAGAGAUAUUGAUCGUGAAUGGUCAAAUAAUGAAGAUGAUACAAGUCCAACUAAAAUAACAAAUUUAAGUGAUAGUGAUAAUCAUGAAACAGAUAAUGAAAAGAAAAAAUCUAAUGAAUCUAAAAUAAAAGGACAAGAUAAACCAAAACCACCAGAUGCACGUAAACGUGGUAGACCACGUAAAUCAGUUAAAGAUUCAGCAAAAAGUCCAAGAAGUCAUAGAACAAAUCAGGAUGAUACUAAAACUAAUUCAAAAAUUAGACAAAGAAGUGCAUCAAAUUCAAAAAAGAAACAACCAAUAUCAAAAGCAACAAUUGACUCCAGUGAUGAUGACAGUGAUGCCAGAAUACGUGAUAGAUCAAGUGACUCUGAAGCUGAUAGAAGAGUAUCACCAUUACCAGUUACAUCAGGCAAAAGAAGACCAUUAUUAAGUGUAUCAUCAAGUGAUGAAGAUAGACCAUCAAUAAAACAAAAUGACAGUGAUGAUGAUUCACGUUGGCGAAAAAUUCGAAAACGUUCAAAACAACCAGAAUCACCAAAGAAAGAAAAUAAGAAAAAAAGUCCAACAAAAGUUAAACAAAGAAGACCAAGAUCACGUGUUACAAAUACAUCAGGUUGUCCAAGUGAUUCUGGUAGUGAAUCUGAUUCAACAAUAAGAAAUAAUAGAAUACAAGUUGCAAGAGUACCACCAAGACCACGUGCACCAUUAACACGUGCAACAUCACCAGAUAAUACAGAUAGUGAUAAUAGUCCAGUACCAAAAUUACAAGAAGAAGAUAGUGGUAAUGUACAAGAUAAAAAGAAAAAUGAUACAAUUAGAAAAGUAUUUUCUAGUAAAGGUGGUAAAGGUGGUGGUAAAGGUGGCAAAGGUGGUAAAGGUGGUGGUAAAUGUGGUAUAUAUGUUGAAGAGUAUACAGCAUCAGUUAAAACACCAACUGGUAAUGAAAGUCCAUAUAAAAGACCAUCAUCACAAGCAUCAUUAACACAAAAUUUUCCAUCAUUAACAUAUGUCAAUGGUAUACCAAGUUUAGUAUGUAAACUUGAUUUAAGUAAAAUAUCACAUAUACCACAAGCAUCAAGAGGACAAGAAUUACGAAGACGUACUGAAUUACCAGAUACAAGACAACAACAGCAACAGCAGCAGCAACAACAACAACAAGCUAUUAGUACUAUUAAAAAUGAAAAUAAUAUUGUAACGACAAUACCAGAAGAUGGUGAAAUUAUUGAUACACCAAAUCAACAAUCAUUAUAUCGUUCAUCAAAUAGUAAUAAUAAUAAUAAUGUUGUUGUUGAUAAUAAUAGUAAAUCAAAAAGAACAAAUAAAAGUGAUAAUAUUAUUGAAACAAAAGAUCGUGCUAUUGCAAGUGGUAGUGGUACAAAUACAAGUGGUAGAAAUUCAAGUUUAGGUGGUGCUAGUGGUAGUGGUAAUAGUUUUAAUAAUAAUUCAAAUAAUACAAGUAUUAUUAAACGUAAACGUAAUCCAAGUUGUAGUUCAUUAACAAGUUUAAAUACUUGUCAAUCAGAGACUAAAAUUAAAACAAGUAGUGAACACAAAGAAAAGAAAAAGAAAAAACGUAAACAUGCUGAUGAUGAUUCAGUAUCACCAAGGCCUUCCUCAAGACAGAAUGACACACAACCAACAAAUCACGAGCGGGAUGAUAAGUCUGAUAUUAAUUUACUGCCACCACCGGCAGUACCACCUCAGCGUCUUUACUAUUCUUACUUUCAUCAUCGUAAUGAACAAAUGGAAGAUCAGAAUGGGGACCAGAAUCAGUACCUGGGUGAAGCACAACGUUUAAAACACAGUGCAGAUGAAGAGAAAGAAUUAACAGCACAAGGCAUGUUGUACUUGGAGGCAGUAAUGUACUUUGUACUUACUGGUCACGCAAUGGAAUCUGAUCCAUUGACUGAAAGAGCCUCUUUUACAAUGUACCGUGAUACACUCAAGCUCAUCAAAUAUAUUUCAUCAAAAUUCAAGAGUCAACAGAUGGAUGGACCAGAAAGUCGUAUUAAUAAUAUUCUUGCUGUUUUAAGUUUAUGGUGUCAAUCACUUAUUCAUAUGAAACUCUUUAAAAUGAGAAAACGUGAAGUUAAUGAUUGUCAAAGAAUACUAGCUGAUUAUCACCAAAAAUAUUCUUUAGCAACAAGAGUACAAUCAGUUCAUGAGGGACAAGGAACACCCUCAUUAUCACCAACACCAUCACCAGCUGGUUCAGUUGGUUCAGUUGGUAGUCAAAGUUCUGGUUACAAUAGUGGUGAAUUAGCAAAUCGUGGUGUUGUUACAGAGUCACAUCCACCAGUACCAGAAUGCGUUAGUGUACCAAAAGAAGUUCAUGAAGCCAUGCAAUUUCAAAAUCAUCAUUGUACUUUAUUAAUAUAUUGCCAUGAAUUGUGGGACCAGGCACUUGCUCUCGUGACUGAUCAAUAUCGAGAUUUCUUCAUUGAAUUGGAUGAACAACUUGGUCCAUUGACGUUAAAGAGUUCGUUACGCGAUCUCGUGCGUUACGUGCAAGCAGGCAUUAAAAAACUUCGUGCCCUCUGACCUCAGUGGCAUAGUCCCAGACCACCAACACCCAACUACGUAACAUCGCUUCCUCACACAAUGGCAACGUAUCCAACAAUGUUAACAUAGCCAUUGUUUAGAAAAAAAAAAGCAAAUUUUUUUUUUCUUUUUUACAAAAGCAAUAUAAUUGUUUUUUUAUACGUAUUACAUCACAAGUGUUGGCGAAUGAUAAUUAUCAAUAGCAGGGACAAAAUUAAAGUUUUUUAAAAAUAAAUAAAAACCACAAUGCAUCAUCAUCUGGUCUUUUUGUAUGUAUCAGAUUUUUAAAAAUACAAAAUAUAUAUAUACAAAAAAAAAACAACACGUCGUAGUCAAUAUAAAUUACUCGCGUUCAGGUGUUUAUUUAUUCUCUGAUAAAAAACAAAAAAAAAAUACUAAAAAUAAAUUUAUAAAAUAUUAAUCAAGCACAUGUUACUUAGAGUGCGAUAUAUAUAUUAUAUAUAUAAAAAAAAAUUACCUGAAGACUGCGAUUGUGUAGGAACAAAAUAAAGAAAAAUGAAAAUGAAAAAAAAAAAAAAAGAAAAAUAUAUAUAUAAUUUUAAAGAAAUGUAGUAAAAUAUAUAUGUAUCGGUAGGACUCGGUGUUCGUCAUCUUCCUUUUUCUCCAGAGAAAAAAAAAAAGUAUUUAUAAAAUGCUUUUGUAAAAUGUUGAUAGAAAAUAAAAUUCUAACAACAACAACUGGGUGCUGUUAAAAAAGCAUUGCAAGUUAUUUAUUUAUUUAUUUAUUAUUUUUGUUUCGACAAUUAACUUGUGUAUAAAAAAACUAAUUUGACAUGAAUUAUAAAGUUUAUUACAACUUUAUCAAAUGAUAUUUAAAGAAGCAAAGAAAUCUAUAAGCAUAAAUUAAUUAUUGAUAAAUGUUUAUGAACAAAUGACUUUACAUGAAUUAAAAAAAUUGAUAAUUGUAAAAUAGUUAAUAUUAUAUAAAUAAAUAAAUGAAAACACCGAGUUAGCCUACCGAUAUUUGAGAAUGCGACAAAAGGAUCAAUUUUUUGUAGUUAUUCAGUGAUGACUAAUAAUUAAAUAAAUAAAUAUCGCAGAUAUUAAACUUAUAAAUAAAUAAAUAAAUAAAUAAAUAAUUAAUUAAUUAAAAAUGAAAAAACAUACAUAUUCUUUACAUUAUCUAAUUGGGGAUAAAUUAUUAGAGGUUUUAGUCGAUUGAUAUAUAAAAAAAAAAAUGCGAAAUAGUAGUUGUAAUUGUGAAUGUGGUUAUCGAUUAAAAAAAAAAUAAAUAAAUAAAUCCGAAUGACAUUAUAUAUUGAUGAACAAAAAAAAAAAAUAAUUAAAAAAUAAAAAAAAAUUAAAUAUAAUGAAUGAAUGAACAUAAUAGAGAAAAUAAAUUUAAAAAAAUGAAAAUAAAAUUAAACAAUAUUAAUUGAAAACAAGUAAGAAGUAAGUUGCUCAUGUGUAUAUUUUUGUAAAUAAGGAUUGAGUGCCGUCGCCUUCAGGGAAAGGGUCUCCCAUUAAAUAUUUGCAAUUAAAUAAAAUGCAAAAUAAAAAAAAAAAAUACUGAGGCUCUUGUCCGCCCCAAAUUUUUGCUACCAUAUGUCUUAC
Molecule: messenger RNA, 7864 nt
Organism: Aphidius gifuensis
Lineage: Eukaryota; Metazoa; Arthropoda; Insecta; Hymenoptera; Braconidae
Gene: lilli
Product: AF4/FMR2 family member lilli
Exons: 16
Coding region: 1931-6289 (1452 amino acids)
Biological process (GO): regulation of gene expression
Cellular component (GO): super elongation complex; nucleus
Source: RefSeq, a predicted model, not a curated record